Malaclemys terrapin pileata is the source of this 5537-nucleotide messenger RNA. It is a transcript of the gene DVL3, whose product is annotated as dishevelled segment polarity protein 3. Gene Ontology annotation, cellular component: cytosol. The transcript has 16 exons. Lineage: Eukaryota; Metazoa; Chordata; Testudines; Emydidae. Gene Ontology annotation, biological process: intracellular signal transduction; canonical Wnt signaling pathway. Gene Ontology annotation, molecular function: frizzled binding. The record is from RefSeq and is a predicted model, not a curated record. Bases 50 to 2233 code for a protein of 727 amino acids.
CGGGGCCCGGGGGGCUGCAGGCCUGGUCGGGGCCCGGGCGGGGGGCGCCAUGGCGGCCGCCGAGACCAAGAUCAUCUACCACCUGGACGAGCAGGAGACGCCCUACCUGGUGAAACUGCCGAUCCCGGCCGAGCGGGUCACCCUGGGCGACUUCAAGGGCCUCCUCAACCGGCCCAACUACAAGUUCUACUUCAAGUCUAUGGACGAUGAUUUCGGGGUCGUGAAGGAAGAAAUCUCGGAUGAUAAUGCCAAGCUUCCCUGUUUCAAUGGCCGGGUGGUGUCCUGGCUGGUGUCUGCGGAGGGGUCGCACUCAGAUGGGGGAUCUGUCUGUGCCGAUAACCAGCCGGAGUUGCCGCCCUCUAUGGAGCGUACCGGGGGCAUUGGGGACUCCAGGCCUCCCUCCUUCCACCCCAACACUGGGGGGAGUCGGGAGAACCUGGAUAACGAGACGGAGACAGAUUCAGUGGUUUCAUCGCAGAGGGAGAGACUUCGCCGGAAAGAUGGACCUGAGCAUGCACCCAGAGUGAAUGGGACGGCAAAAGGAGAGCGGCGCCGAGACCUAGGCGGGUACGAGAGCUCUUCCACUCUCAUGAGCAGCGAAUUGGAGACCACCAGCUUCUUCGACUCGGAUGAGGAUGACUCCACUAGCAGGUUUAGCAGCUCAACAGAACAGAGCAGCGCCUCGCGCCUGAUGAGAAGGCACAAGCGACGCCGGCGGAAACAAAAGGCCCCACGCAUUGAGCGGUCGUCGUCCUUCAGCAGCAUCACGGACUCAACUAUGUCUCUGAACAUCAUCACAGUCACUCUAAACAUGGAGAAGUACAACUUCUUGGGCAUCUCCAUCGUGGGACAGAGCAACGAGCGUGGGGACGGUGGCAUCUAUAUUGGCUCCAUCAUGAAGGGGGGCGCAGUAGCAGCCGAUGGCAGGAUCGAGCCGGGAGACAUGCUCUUGCAGGUGAACGAUAUCAACUUUGAGAACAUGAGCAACGAUGAUGCUGUGCGCGUGCUGAGGGAGAUCGUGCACAAGCCAGGGCCAAUCACCCUGACUGUGGCCAAGUGCUGGGACCCCAGCCCCAGGGGCUGCUUCUCGUUACCCCGGAUUGCUCCCCAGCGGAUCUGGGCUGGGCCAGACUCUCCAUGCUCCGAUCCGGGUGAGCCCAUCCGACCCAUUGACCCGGCAGCCUGGGUUUCCCACACGGCAGCGAUGACUGGCACCUACCCGGCGUACGGUAUGAGCCCAUCCAUGAGCACAAUCACUUCCACCAGCUCCUCCAUCACCAGCUCCAUCCCAGAGACCGAGCGCCUCGAUGACUUUCACCUGUCCAUCCACAGCGACAUGGCCACCAUCGUCAAAGCCAUGGCCUCCCCCGAGUCAGGUCUGGAGGUGCGUGACCGCAUGUGGCUGAAGAUCACCAUCCCCAAUGCCUUCAUUGGUUCAGACGUGGUGGAUUGGCUCUAUCACCAUGUGGAAGGUUUUACAGAUCGGCGAGAAUCCCGCAAGUACGCCAGCAACCUGCUGAAGGCCGGCUACAUCCGACACACUGUGAACAAGAUCACCUUCUCAGAGCAGUGCUACUACAUCUUUGGAGACCUCUGCGGCAACAUGGCUAACCUGUCCCUGCAUGACCAUGACGGAUCCAGCGGAGCCUCAGAUCAGGAUACAUUGGCUCCACUCCCCCACCCAGGAGCCGCACCGUGGCCCAUGGCUUUCCCAUAUCAAUACCCACCGCCUCAUCCAUACAACCCCCACCCAGGAUUCCCUGACCCAGGCUACAGCUAUGGUGGGGGCAGUGCAGGCAGCCAGCACAGUGAAGGGAGUCGCAGCAGCGGUUCAAACCGCAGUGGCAGUGAGAGGAGAAAGGAGAGAGACCCGAAGGCUGGCGAGUCCAAGUCGGGUGGCAGUGGCAGUGAAUCGGACCACACCACCCGGAGCAGUAUGCGGCGGGAGAGGGCAGCCAGUGAGCGCUCGGUGCCAGCCAGCCAGCGCAGCCAGCACUCCCUAGCUCACAGCAUCCGCAGCCACCACAGCCAACAGUCGUAUGGGCCGCCUGGCCUGCCACCCCUCUACAGCCCGCCCAUGCUGCUGAUGCCUCCGCCGCCUUCUGCCAUGGGGCCCCCAGGAGCCCCGCCGGGCCGUGACCUGGCCUCUGUGCCCCCUGAACUGACGGCCAGUAGACAGUCGUUCCGAAUGGCCAUGGGCAAUCCCAGUGAGUUCUUUGUGGAUGUAAUGUGAAGCACCCGUCCCCCUGUCUGUCUGCUGCCCUCGUCGGUUUGUCGUCUAGGAACAGCCCUGGCUUCACUUUGUUUUUUUUGUCUUGAUAACUAAAAAAGGGAAAAAUAAACUGAACUAAACCUUGAUUUUAAUCCCUACUCCCGUGGCGUGGAGGCGGGGGUCAGCAGGCCUUGCUGAGCCCUGCCAGCCCCGCCAGCCCAGCCCACCUCCGGACUCGUGUGUGCAGAGACAAGUUGCUGCUGCUUGUGCAAGCCCCUAACUCCCAUUUCUAACCCCAUUAACCCGCAUCCAUCCUGGUGCCUGUGCUGCUCGCCCGUGUGUAGCUGCAGCUGCCGCCUCACUCCUUCCACCCUAAACGUCUCCUCUUUCUUUUCACCCUUUUGUGUUUCUUCUGUCAAGCAGCAAAGAAUUACGGGGUGUUUGACUUCCUCUGAGCUUGCCGCCCGCAGGGGUGAGAGCUGGAGCAUGGCAUGGCAGCUUGGCCCAACAGAGGAGGACACGAAGCCCCAAGGGCGCUGGGCACGUACGGUGCUGAAGAUGGCUUCUUUCCCAAUAGCUGAAGACGCCCCCCGUCCCCUCCACAGCCCUGAGAGGGGAGCAGGGCCCAGCUCCAGCCUUGUGUGUGUUCAGAUCAAUAAAUGUAGCCAUCUCCUGGCCAAUGGCAUGAAUGUUCCAUGGCUUCAGUGCCUCUGGGGAGUGGAGAAGGUGAGGCCCCAGCUGGGAGGGUACCACUCUCUGUUCCCCCACUCCACCACAACAUGCUCAGGCUUGGGCCAGGGUCUGUUACUCUCUGUACAGCAUUACACCCAGUGCACCCCUGUGGCAAGGCCCCACUUGGGUUCGGAGGCAGUACGCUAAUGGGGCUGUGUUCCUGACUGAGUGCUGCUGGGUCAUUAGCUCCCAUGGGAGGUACAGGCCAGCACCAGGAGCCUGAAAUUGCUGAAGUACCUGCCAUCCAUUACUCAAGGCUCUGCUCGUGCCCAUGAGCUGCCUGGUUUGGAUUUGGCUGAACGUGAGGGUUCAAUUGCACCUGCCGCUCUGCAAGUGCGGGUGUCUAGCUCUGAAAAUGUGCCUUUAGUCUAGGCAGCCUCUCCCACCCCCUGCAUGACCAUGGGCCUGGCGACCCAUUCCGUGGCCACAGAGCAUGCUCCAUCCAGGCCUGCUGUGUGUAGCUGGGGGCAAGAGCUACUGGCUGUACUCUCCUACACUGCUGCUUAGCCGCAGGCUCAAGGUGCAGAAGCUAUUAGGCCUAAUCAGAGCAAGAGGAGGGGGUAAGAAGCUGAGUAAGGGGCAGCCUUGGUGUUUCUAGAGGGAGGGCCAGCACAAUGGCAAGUCCCCCUGCGUUUGCUGCCUCCCUCCGUUGUUCUAGAGGGGUAAGGGGCUUCCUGUCCUCAUCCUCUCCAUGGACAAGGGAGGGGUGGGGACGGACCAGGAGACUGGAGAUUGACAGCCUUGGCCCUGCUGUGACAGUCCCUACUUGAGAUGCUGCCCCUUUCUGUGACGUGGUACUGCAGCCCUUGCCUGUGGCAUGUGUGCAGGGCCAGGGCCCUGUCCCGGUGGAGGACUGCAGUCAGUUUAGCUGUUAGAGAAAAGUUCCCUUUUUCUCCAUCAGCCUCCUGGAGUCUCUUGGAGCCCUGCGCCUCCUGCCUGAUGCUGGUGUGACAGAGAGGCUAUCUUGGGUAACUGGCUAGUGCAUGAGACAGUACAUGGUACGCUACGCUCCACCACAGCCAAUGAGGGGCUUUGCCACAAUCUUUCCCUUUCCUCCCUGGGUCCUCUCGCUGCCGUGCAACAGCUUCCUCUGCAACCGUGUAAACUCCUUGGAGUUGUGGUUAUUCUUCUUAGCAGGUGAAAUAUAUCUUACACCUGGCACCAGCUCAUCUACUGCCCUGUCUGCCAUCCCAGCACCAGCCAUCCUGCCCUAUGUGCCAUCCUCCUGCCCCUCUAUCACAGCACCAGCUCUUCUACAGUCGUCCAUUCUUCUAGCUCCCUACCAUGCUACCAGUUCAUCUACUGUGCAUAAUCCUUCAUAUCUACCCUGGUGCCAGCCUGUCUAAUAUCCACUAUCCUGCCAGCUCACGCUGCCACCUACCAUCCUACCCUGCCUUCCAGCCAACUCAUCAUCCUGGCAUUGGCCUGGCUUCUCCCCCUGCCCACUGGGUUUUAUAAAAACAAAACCAAUCUCCUUGUUUUUAUUUAUAAACAUAGUUUUAUUGGAAUCCUGGCUCCUGUUGGUUUUAUUACUCUUCUGUCCUGCGUCUUCGGCUGGUGUGGCUGGCUUGCAGCAGGCUUCCCUCGCUGCUGAGGCCUAGAAUGCUUGAUCCUAUUCAUUUCCUGAUGAGCUCUUCCCAGAUGUUUCCGGCUCUGGCAAGUAAACAGUCACUGUCUGUCCUAUACUGCUGCUCCUCCAACAGAAAGAGACUCUCAUACUCACUGAGGCCCAACCCGCAGGGGUGUGUUAUAUUUUCAAAUGUGUGCCAGGAUGAAGGUCAUUAAGAAAAAGAAGCUGUGACAUCUCUCUUAACUAAAACCUAAACUGCAGGGCUUGAUCUAUUCUUUCUUCUUAGGCCUGUCUUAAAUAGAGGGAAGCUAAUGCAACGCCCAUAGAAUUGAAGGGGAUGGGUGAAUAAUCUCCCCACCCCCUCUCCCUCCAUCUGCUGUGUAUACAUGGCAAUAAAUGGGUUUCAGUAGCAACCCCCACCCCUCUGACAUGUAUGGGGUUCAGUAUACAGCAGGCUGUACGCUACAAAUUUCUGCUGGCAUAGCUGUCGGGCCGGCAGUGUGCAGGGCGUGUGAAAAGCUAGUUUAGGUGCGGUUAUACCUGCAAAACCCCUGCUUAUGGUGGGCUGGCUUAUUUGGUUCGGAGGGGGAUAGAAUAAGCUAUGCUGCCAAAAGUUAAGUUUUGCCAGUAUAAAGUGGGCCUGUGUCUAUGCUAGGAGCACCUUGAUGAUAGGUAUAACUGUACUAGUAAAGCCUUCCAAGUGCAGACUGGGCCUCUACACCUCCCACCUGUCUCCUGCAUGUGACUGCAGUUCUGGUUCCAGCUCAACUUGGCUUCCUGCCUUUGACACCUUUAUCUGUAAUAGCAUCAUAGAAGAGAAUGUGUCCUGUUGCUAAUACAGCAGGCUCGGGCUGAACUGGUCCCUUUGGACAUUUUAGGGCUUUUUCCAGGCCCUGGUUUGGACAAAUGAGGCAGAAGAGUGACCAAGAAAUUAGGAGAGUUGCCAACUCUGGCAAUAGCUGGUGUUUAAACUUGAAGCCCCAGCUUCUGGAGGCAAGUGACUGUGGGAGAAUCUCAGCUUUA